Messenger RNA from Penicilliopsis zonata CBS 506.65, 1971 nucleotides. RefSeq lists its product as hypothetical. NCBI's taxonomy places the organism in Eukaryota, Fungi, Ascomycota, Eurotiomycetes, Eurotiales, Aspergillaceae. The record is from RefSeq and is a predicted model, not a curated record. Gene Ontology annotation, molecular function: RNA binding; GTPase activity; GTP binding. Gene Ontology annotation, cellular component: nucleolus. The transcript is spliced from 5 exons. Gene Ontology annotation, biological process: ribosomal large subunit biogenesis. Bases 1 to 1971 code for a protein of 656 amino acids.
AUGAAGACGACAUGGAAAGAUAUCGCUCCUGUGCCUACGAGCCAGGAGUUCCUCGACAUCGUCCUCAGCAGGACGCAGAGACAGCUUCCUACGCAGAUUCGCGCGGGAUUUAAGAUCAGUCGAAUUAGAGGUUUCUAUACUCGCAAGGUCAAAUAUACCCAGGAGACGUUCUGUGAAAAGUUCCAGGCUAUUCUCGAUGGCUUCCCGCGGUUGCAAGAUAUUCAUCCGUUCCACAAGGAUUUGAUGAACACGCUUUACGAUGCCGACCACUUCCGAAUCGCCCUGGGUCAAGUCUCGACCGCGAAACACCUGAUCGAAACCGUGUCCCGCGAUUACGUGCGUCUCAUUAAAUAUGCGCAGUCGCUGUUCCAGUGCAAGCAGCUCAAGCGCGCUGCGCUGGGUCGCAUGGCCACCAUCUGCAGACGUCUCAAGGAUCCUCUCGUCUAUUUGGAACAGGUCCGCCAGCACUUGGGCCGUCUGCCUGCUAUUGAUCCCAACACCCGGACUCUCCUGAUCUGCGGGUACCCCAAUGUUGGAAAGUCCAGCUUCUUGCGCAGCAUCACUCGCGCCGAUGUCGAUGUGCAGCCGUACGCCUUCACCACCAAGAGCUUGUUUGUCGGCCACUUCGACUACAAGUACCUGCGCUUCCAGGCUAUUGAUACCCCGGGAAUUCUGGACCACCCUCUGGAGGAGAUGAACACCAUCGAGAUGCAGUCGAUUACUGCCAUCGCCCACUUGCGCUCCGCCAUUCUCUACUUCAUGGAUUUGUCGGAGCAGUGCGGGUAUUCCGUUCCGGAUCAGAUCAAGCUGUUCCACAGCAUCAAGCCUCUCUUCUCCAAUAAGAUUGUGUUCCUCGUGGUCAACAAGAUCGACGUGAGACGCCCCGAGGACCUGGAACCAGAACUUCAGGAGCAGCUGCAGACGAUCCUGAAGGCCAGUGACGUUGAGCUGCUGCAGCUGUCUUGCACCACCACUGAGGGUGUGACAGCUGUGAAGAACGCCGCGUGCGAUAAGUUACUAGCGGAGAGAGUGGCCCAGAAGCUCAAGUCGGGAACCAACACCUCCGGCACCACUGGCGGACGUCUGGGCGAUGUUCUUGCUCGAAUCCACGUCGCUCAGCCGAUGGGCGGCGUGCGCGAGACCUUCAUCCCCGAGGCAGUGAAGAACCUCAAGAAAUACGACAAGAGCGACCCGGAGCGGAGGAAGCUGGAGCGCGAUAUCGAGGAGGAGAAUGGUGGUGCUGGUGUCUACAACAUCGAUCUCAAGAAGAGCUACGAUCUGGCGGACGACGAAUGGAAGCACGACAAGAUUCCCGAGGUGUGGAACGGCAAGAACAUCUACGACUUUGUCGACCCGGACAUCGAGGCCAAGCUGGCUGCUCUGGAGGAGGAGGAGGAGAAGCUCGAGGCCGACGGGUACUACGACUCGGACGAGAGCGUGGAGGAUGUCGAGGACGCGGAGAUCCGCGUCAAGGCAGACAUGAUCCGCGAGAAGCGCGUUCUCAUGCGCAACGAGGCCAAGCUCCGCAAGUCGCUCAAGAACCGCGCGGCCAUCCCGCGCAGUGCCAAGUCCAAGAAACUGUCCGAGAUGGAGGCUGCCCUGGACUCGGCCGGCUACGACGUCGACGCGGCCUCGUCCCGCGCCCGAUCCCAGAGCCAGGCGCCCCGCGGUCGGACAACGACGCGCAGCGAGAUCGACAACACCGACGCCAUGGACAUCGACAACAACGACCCCCGUGCGGCGAUUGCUCGUGCCAAGAGCCGUGCGCGCAGCCAGGCGGCCACCAACCGUCUGGUGGACGGUGUCACGGACACGACGUCGCGCUCCAAGGCCGAGCGUCUCGCCAAGCUGGGCCAGAAGAAGAUGAAUCGCAUGGCCAGACAGGGAGAGGCAGACAGACACACCACCGCCUCUCUUCCCAAGCAUUUGUUCGCCGGCAAGCGCUCCAUCGGCAAGACCCAGCGUCGUUAG